Exserohilum turcica Et28A is the source of this 1521-nucleotide messenger RNA. RefSeq lists its product as uncharacterized. Bases 1 to 1521 code for a protein of 506 amino acids. Lineage: Eukaryota; Fungi; Ascomycota; Dothideomycetes; Pleosporales; Pleosporaceae. The record is from RefSeq and is a predicted model, not a curated record. The transcript has a single exon.
AUGGAUAAUAAUUCAACCACGACGCCCAACUCGCCCCCCCAGCGCUCCACCUCGCCCGAUCCCUGGGCCACGCCAUCGCUGGCCAUCGGUGCCAUUCCGCCGCUCGACCGCUCCGUCUCAACCGCCUCGUCCGUCUCGUCAGUAUCUGGCCGCUCAGUCGGCUCCCGCCUCUCGUCUGAUGGCAGCCGCCGCCGUGGAUACAUGCGCCCCGAGGGCACCGAGUUCUCCGAGUCUGCAAAGAGCAGAGAGAGCGUCAUGAACCUGGGCACCAUCGCGCAUCUGCAGUACUACUUUGCCAGGACGGGCCUGCUCGACACGGCCACGGGGCGGAUAGCAAAGGCACGCAAGCCGGGAGCGCGGCCCGUGAGCGGCGUGGAGCCCCUCUCGCCAGCUCUGGACGGCGACUUCUCCGUCAUGUCGCCUACCUCGACAGACGGAACCAACGAGCAGCAUCUGGGAGAGGGCUUCGUUGAGUCACCAGUCGACGAGACGGCUUCGAUAACGUGGGAGGACCCCGAGCCCAUGAUGCUCCCGCCCACGUUCAGCACGUACAAGAACAACCCCAUCUACGUGCCGCCGCCGCCGGAUAUGACGGUGCUGCGUCGCGAGCUGCGCGAAACGCUGGCCGAGUCGAUGAAGCACCUGCAUCAGCUCGAAAAGGGCUUCUCUGACAUCCAGCCGGACGGCAAGACUGCGAAGAACGGCGGCCCGGAUGCGUCGGGGUGGCACGAAAUCCAAGGGCUCAACCUGCUGGAUGUCACAACGCUGGCCAUCAGGGCAGCCAAGAACUACUACACGGCACACGAAGAGCCACAGCGGCUCUACGCCAUCAAGUCGGAGCGGGAGAUUCGUAAGGAGCUGUACGACACGCUCGAAGUGCUCAAGCGGCUGGCGAUUCGCAACUUUGGAAACGGGGUGCAGCCAUACGAGGUGACGCAGCUCAAGCAGUGGGUCGACGACAUUAGCGCGCUCCUGGACACGGAAGAAGAGAAGGAGCGUGAAGAGCACGCGCAGCGCGAACAGUGGUCGUGGCGCGAGGGCGACUGGACGGGCAAGGAGCGAGAGCGCGAAGUGCUCUUCCUGCGGUCGUUUGACGAGACCAGCCCCGAGCCGCUUCCUGAAUGGACAGGGCCCACGGGCGACGAGCUCCCGACGCCGUUCCUCGCCACACUCCAAGACGGGCUGCGACUUGUGCGGCUGCACAACACGCUGGUGCGCAGGUCGAAGCGGCAUUUCGAGCAGAUCAAGAUCUACCACACGGACACGACCAAGCCGUACCGCUGCGCCGACAACCUGCGGUACUGGGUCAAGGCGGCGGAGCUGCGGUGGGACAUUAAGCUGGAUGUCGAUGUCAUGGGCGUGGUGCAGGCCAAGGACGCAGAAGCAUGGCGCAAGUUUGACGCGGCGAUUCUGCAGUGGAGCCAGGGCGUGCGCGAGGAGAUCACGCUGGAGUGGCAGAGGCAGAAGAACCAGACGAGGACACCUACACUACAGAUUGACCCCAACUUCGAGGCGCUGUGA